AUGAGACACAACAAUGACGACAACUCCCAACAUAAUUACAACCAUGGCCACAACAUCCGGAACAACGACAGACCCAACAAUGACGACUACAACUGGAAACCCAAUACUCACACCCAUACCACCAACCAGCACAAGCACCACCCUUGUAAUGACGACAGACCCAACAAUGACGACUACAACUGGAAACCAAAUACCCACACCCAUACCACCAACCAACACAAACACAACAAUGACGACAACUCCCAACAUAAUUACAACCAUGCCCACAACAUCCGGAACAACGACAAACACAACAAUGAUGACCACUCUGAACAUGACUACAACCAUGGCCACAACAUCCGGAACAACGACAAACACAACAAUGAUGACCACUCCGAACAUGACUACAACCAUGCCCACAACAUCCGGAACAACGACAAACACAACAAUGAUGACCACUCCGAACAUGACUACAACCAUGGCCACAACAUCCGGAACAACGACAAACAUAACAAUGAUGACCACUCCGAACAUGACUACAACCAUGCCCACAACAUCCGGAACAACGACAAACACAACAAUGAUGACCACUCCGAACAUGACUACAACCAUGCCCACAACAUCCGGAACAACGACAAACACAACAAUGAUGACCACUCCGAACAUGACUACAACCAUGCCCACAACAUCCGGAACAACGACAAACACAACAAUGAUGACCACUCCCAACAUGACUACAACCAUGCCCACAACAUCUGGAACAACGACAAACACAACCAUGCCCACAACAUCCGGAACAACGACAAACAUAACAAUGAUGACCACUCCAAACAUGACUACAACCAUGGCCACAACAUCCGGAACAACGACAAACACAACCAUGGCUACAACAUCCGGAACAACGACAAACACAACAAUGACGACAACUCCCAACAUGACUACAACCAUGCCCACAACAUCUGGAACAACGACAAACACAACCAUGCCCACAACAUCUGGAACAACGACAAACACAACCAUGCCCACAACAUCCGGAACAACAACAAACAUAACAAUGAUGACCACUCCGAACAUGACUACAACCAUGCCCACAACAUCCGGAACAACGACAAACACAACCAUGGCCACAACAUCCGGAACAACGACAAACACAACCAUGGCCACGACAUCCGGAACAACGACAAACACAACAAUGACGACAACUCCCAACAUGACUACAACCAUGCCCACAACAUCUGGAACAACGACAAACACAACCAUGCCCACAACAUCUGGAACAACGACAAACACAACCAUGCCCACAACAUCCGGAACAACGACAAACAUAACAAUGAUGACCACUCCGAACAUGACUACAACCAUGCCCACAACAUCCGGAACAACGACAAACACAACCAUGGCCACAACAUCCGGAACAACGACAAACACAACCAUGACGACCACGUCAAUGAACAUGACUACAACCAUGCCCACAACAUCCGGAACAACGACAAACACAACCAUGACGACCACGUCAAUGAACAUGACCACACCCACAACCAUACCACCAACCAACACAAGCACCAGACUUGUAACGACGACAGACCCAACAAUGACGACAACUCCCAACAUAAACACAACCAUGACCACAACAUCUGGAACAAACACGAGCACAACAAUGACUCCGUCAACAACCACACCCUUGGCUACCACUUCCACGUCACCCCAAAGCACAACAACUCCAACCACUGCUCCCACCAUCUUGACAAGUAGCCUCAUGGCUCUUACAGGCCCCGUGUCCUUGGCUCAUUUCAAGAUGACCUUAAACGUGGGCAACGGCGUCAGCGACGAGACGAUAGUUGAACUCGUCGAAUCGUUUUUCAGAGAACGCAUUCCGAAUGGAAACACAUUCGGCCUCAGUGUGACCGACAUUCAGCGAAAUCCCUAGUAAAAGAAGAAGUUGGAGUUCAACCCACCCCACUAAGAAGCGGUGAGCAGCAACUCGGUUGUUAUGUGCUCGAACUUGGGGGGGGGGCAACCGUCUUGCUCAAGGACACAAGGGCAGAGAGCGGGAUGACUGUCAGAAUAAUUGUAUCUAUAUCAUCUUUGAGGACUUUCUAUCACAGAACUUUGUGUUUCAACGAGUUUCCGGCGAGCAGACAAACGCCGUCUUUGAUCUUACCAAUCAAAAGACUUGUAAAACUCCUCUGUAUAGGAUAGGAAGCGACAUUAAGGUGUCGGUUUCUUUGCUGUGUUGGUAAUCCACAGGAAGAUUUUGCCUUGACCCGGGGUCUACAAAGCCGAGAGGAAGCAGGACCUGACCCCCCUCCCAGGCACCUUUCCUUUGAACUGUUUUGUGUGUUGGAUCACCACAUAUUAUUGUUUAUACUUCCACUCUGUCGUUCUACGCUCUUAUUUCCUGUUUAGUCAGUCAUCAUGGUUGCUCAUUGGGCCCACCUGCUAAUCACGGUUUCUGCACACCUGUCACUUUUUGAUUACUUCCCUAUUUAAGCCCGUCCCUUUUCAUUAUUCUUUCUGGGACUCUAAUUUGCCCGCGGGAAACAGUGAGGACUCAUCCGUCGUACGUAUUUUCUCGCUAGCUCUUACGCUAAGCCACAGUUUUUGUUUACUCUUCCUAGCUUUCACGCUAGCGUCUUUUGUUUACCUUUUGUCUUUACACCAGUGUUUUUGUUCCGAGCCUUUUUAUUAUUUAAUAAAUCCAUUUAUAUCUUACCUUUGCUGUGUUCUGCUUCGACGAAGAGUCUUCACAUUGGGACCAAAGGCAGCGGCUGUUUAUGACCCCCACGCCUUUGGAAACAGCUGUUGCUAUGUAAUUAGGGAAAGUCCAAAUA
Nerophis ophidion (straightnose pipefish) is the source of this 2810-nucleotide messenger RNA. Its product is annotated as GATA zinc finger domain-containing protein 14-like. The coding region runs from base 1 to 1731 and encodes 576 amino acids. The record is from RefSeq and is a predicted model, not a curated record. Lineage: Eukaryota; Metazoa; Chordata; Actinopteri; Syngnathiformes; Syngnathidae. The transcript has 5 exons.